Molecule: messenger RNA, 1388 nt
Organism: Anneissia japonica
Lineage: Eukaryota; Metazoa; Echinodermata; Crinoidea; Comatulida; Comatulidae
Product: carbonic anhydrase-related protein 10-like
Exons: 3
Coding region: 50-412 (120 amino acids)
Molecular function (GO): zinc ion binding; carbonate dehydratase activity
Source: RefSeq, a predicted model, not a curated record
UUAUUAUUGUUUGUUUUCUUUUUUAGAUACAAAAACACCUCUAAAUCGAAUGAAUGUCAAAGAACUGCUACCAAUAACAAAAGAUUACAUAACGUACCAUGGAUCAACGACUACGCCUCCAUGCAGUGAGAACGUUAUAUGGAUGAUACUUAAUAGGCCUAUUUAUAUUGAGGCGGAUAAGUUUUCUCAUGGUCUACGAGAACUACGCACAGAUACCAAAGACAGUGUUAUAGACAAUUCCGUUAAAGCAAAAAUGAUGAAUAAUUUCCGUCCGCCAUCUGGACUUGGGAAUCGAAUGCUACGAACAAAUAUAUUUGCAGAGAACCCGGAUGAGAGUUGUCCAGUGUCUAAGCGAGUUGUUGUUUAUAAAGUAAACGAGGCCGUUAUUGUACCAUCCAAUACAAAAUCAUAGCGGUUGCCGUUGGAGACGCUUAUGGUAGUUAAUGGUUGGCUGAUACAUCACUAGAGAAACCUAAGAUUUAACGAUGACUGUUGCCCUAACAACAAGGUUGGACUUUGGUCACUGAAGACAAUGUGGUCAGCGCAAGCUUUAGCAUAUCUGGAAUUUUUUUAAUGUGACUACAAUGAUAUAUCGCACUGCUCCAUGCCAUGGUGCGCCCUCAGGAGGCCGCCCCCUCUCUCUCUUGGCAGCAUGGUCAUUCAUACCGGUUCUGCGUGAAUGUCAAGCAAAUAAACCACACAAGAAAAACCAAGGAUGAACACGACUGAACUUGUGAUGGAAUUUAUUUACGUGACAUUCACGCAGAACCGGUAAGAAUGGCCAUGCUGCCAAGAGAGGGGGGGGGGCACCUCCUGAGGGCGCACCAUGCAUGGUGUUGGGUUACAGGAUACAAAUAUGAUGAUGAUGAUAUGAUAUGAUGUACAAAUAUUGAAUGUGGUUUGAGGGUAAUAGUUAAAACUAUACCCCAAGGUGGUCUCGAGACUGUACAAUGCCCCAUGACAAAGUCAAGGAGCACAUUACAUAACAGUCUCAAAAUCACCAAGGUGCUAUAUUUUUAACCAUGACUUAAAAACAGCUGGCAGUAUUUAUUGUGACAUAGAUCCUAGGCAUUUGAUAAGUUAAAAUAGAAUUUUUGGCCUAGUGAAAUAGUCCACGGUUCAUCUGUGUCAGAUCUGUAUGGUAAAUAGCAGAUACGCCCUCUACAGCAGACCUAGCAUUUUGCUUAUGUUAUUGUUAGUUAUGUUGCAUUGUACAAAUUAAAAAUGACUGCUGAAGCAUACUUAUGCCCCGGGCAUAUUCAAAUUACACCUACACUUUUAACCAAUCAGAUGCCUAGAAUCUAUGAAUAUAUGUGGUAUAUAAUAAUGUAUAUUAUUUAGUAUAAAUAAUAUACAUAUAUAUAUAUAUAUAUACGUGUAUAUAUAUA